AUGCCGACCCCUGAUGCUUGCCCUUUGCGUAGUGUGGCCACCAUCUAUGACUGUACGAGAGGUUCGGUAGAUCACGCAAACCCUAGUCGAAAACGUCUCGGGGACAGCGCAACUGCCGCGUCGCUAUUGCCACCCCCGGUGAUAUGUGUGUCGUGUGAGGAAAUAGAAUUAGAGUUUGAUGACCCACCAGCUCAUUCGAUGAUUGUUUACACCCUGAACAAUAAAGAACCAGCUAUGUUCGACGUUACACCCCCGGCCUCUGCGGUACCUGUGGUGAAUUCCCCCUCUAGUUCCCCAAGCCGGCACCACCACAACCAUCACCACCACAAUCAUCACCACCACCAUCGUCAUACUCCUAUUCCUGAUUCGACAGAUAGACCAUUAGAAGGUGACCCAGGCGGACUUAACUCAUUCAUAUAUCAGCCUGGUAAGCGCAUCCGCGUGACAUUUUUAGAAUCCCGAGGGGUAUAUAUUACCGCUCGAAUCUUUAUUCCAGUUCACGGGCCUGGCGAAGAGUGGGGAGACUCCAGAAAAGUGUUAGGAUAUAGAUAUGGUCACCUUUUUCACAGAGGAUUUUUUUUUGAUGCACAUCGAUAG
This is a messenger RNA of Phytomonas sp. Hart1, 597 nucleotides long. The record is from the annotation of a GenBank genome assembly. NCBI's taxonomy places the organism in Eukaryota, Euglenozoa, Kinetoplastea, Trypanosomatida, Trypanosomatidae.